UGUGCGUCUUUGUGAGCAGAAAAGGCCAAACAGAGGGAGCAGCCAAAAAGGAAGCAAAACCCAUCAUUUCCUUCUGUCUCUUCUUCGUCUUCAUCAUCAUUGCCGCCGUCACCACAACCACCGCCGUUUUGCCGCUUCUUCUUAUAGAUUCAUUGUAGACGUACAUACAGAUAUACAUACGCGUAUCUCUACGUACAGACGCCGGAGAUUGUUUUGUAUAUGUGGGGAUUUUCGUUUCCGUUUCGUGGUGGAAAUUUCUAACGGGUGUCUUUUAACUGUCGCAUUUCUUGAUUGUGGGAGGCCAUCUUGAUAAUUUCCUGUCAAGAUUUGCAAUUUCUGAGAGGACAACAGAAGGAACAAAAAGUUCGUUCCUUGUCUGUUUUGUGACGAUUUAUAAGUUUUUGUCACGUUUUUUUGGUGGGUUUGUUUUGGGGUUUGGUAAUCUGAUCCAAUGGCUGCUGUUACUGAGACACCCAAUGACGAUGUCCGCGACGUCAGAAGCAACACCGGCGGAGACAUGAUCUUCCACGGCGGCGGCGACGGUGGUUGUGGCGUUGAUGAGAAGAGUUUGAUCGUUGAAUCUAAAGCCGAAUCUGAGCUCAAACCCGAAUCUGAAUUGAAACCCGAAUCCGAUAUGCAGAAACUUGUCGCGAUGAUCAAGAAACUGAAUCCUUUGGCUAAUGAGUUUUUCCCUUCUUACUACAACCAAAAGAACAAUCAAAACGGAAGAUUCAAUCGGCUUCUGUCGGCUGACGUUUUCGUGAUCGAAAAGAAGCAAUCGGGUGAUGAACAUUACUCUGACAACAAGAAGGAUGGCAAUAACCGGAGGAGGAGAAACAGCAAUGGCCAGGGAAGAAGGAGAUUAACUGGAAGAGGUUCCAAGGCUCAAAGAGAAGACAGUAUUAGACGAACAGUAUAUGUUUCUGAUAUCGAUCAUAGUGUUACGGAAGAGCACCUUGCUGACUUGUUCGGCAGUUGUGGACAAGUUGUUGAUUGCCGAAUCUGUGGUGAUCCACGUUCAGUUCUUCGCUUUGCAUUUGUUGAGUUUGCCGAUGAGCAAGGUGCACAUGUGGCUUUGAGCCUUGAUGGGACAAUGCUUGGGUACUAUCUGGUUAGGGUCUUACCCUCAAAAACUGCCAUCCUUCCCGUGAACCCUACAUUUCUUCCGAGGUCAGAAGAUGAAAGGGAGAUGUGUACAAGGACUAUUUACUGCACAAAUAUUGACAAGAAGAUCUCUCAAGCUGAUGUUAAAUCCUUCUUUGAAAGCACAUGUGGUGAGGUAACUCGCCUGAGGCUUCUCGGCGACCAAUUGCACUCAACCCGCAUAGCGUUUGUUGAAUUUGCUAUGGCGGACAGUGCAGUGAUAGCACUCAACUGCAGUGGAAUGGUCCUAGGAACUCAACCUAUAAGGGUAAGCCCUUCAAAAACGCCUGUGAGGCCGCAGAUCACGCGCCCACCGGUAACAGACUAGGAGACUGAGUCGGAUCCAUGCCCUCUUGAUGAGGGUAACUAACUGUUAUUCCCAUAAGAGACUACUUGUUCACCAAAGGGGGUGAUUCGACACUUCAUUUCUUCAGUAACUUUUCUGUUUCGUCUUUCUUUCUUUCUUUCUGGAACAAGUCGUCUUCCAGUUCUGUCACUGGAAGCGCCAUGGAAUCGCCUCUCCUCUCGGUGUGGAGUUCUUGUUAGUCUCAUUUCUUAACUGAGAUACUGUUUUUCAUGGUUAUCCAAUGAUUUUGGAUCACAUA
Molecule: messenger RNA, 1748 nt
Organism: Tarenaya hassleriana
Lineage: Eukaryota; Viridiplantae; Streptophyta; Magnoliopsida; Brassicales; Cleomaceae
Product: polyadenylate-binding protein-interacting protein 9
Exons: 10
Coding region: 452-1471 (339 amino acids)
Molecular function (GO): RNA binding
Source: RefSeq, a predicted model, not a curated record